CGUGGUGUCCGGCAUCUCAUCCCUACUAAAAUAUUAUAAUUCCAGCUAUAACAAAAUUGUUGUGGUUACUAUUAAGUGUCAAUCGACGCUGCGGAUUAUAAAAAUCGUUCACACAAGUCUGUCGUGUAUUUGCAACGAAGCAGAAUUGCCGGGUAGUCUCGACGAAGUACUUUUUCAAACAAACCUUAAUUAUAUAACGACAUAUACAGGUAGACAAUUUGAGAUACAUAGCCACAACGAUGGACAACGACGAAAAUUUCACGGUGCCCAGUUUGUUUAUGUCAUCAUACUACGCGUGUAACCAGGACCAGCUCAAUUCGUACUACCUACUGAACGUUCCUUUCGUAGAUCUGCAGUUGUGUUGUUGUUUGCUGUUUGAACUCCUCAAGCUGAACUCGAAAAACGAGAAUUUCAACCAAUUCGGCGACAGACGAAUGAUGUACAGCAAAGCGCAAGCCAUCGCUAGUGAUGUGAAAUUUGCAAACAUAUGUGAGAUAGCCAUGUUUCAAGGGCACAUACAAUGUCUAAUGUUCGCCCGCGAAAUCGGUUGCCCUUGGAAUGUAUCGACGACCGCAGCCGCGGCCACGGCCGGACACUUGGAUUGUCUUGUUUACGCGCACGACAAUGGUUGUCCUUGGGAUGAAUCGACUACCACGUCCGCUGCCAUGUUCGGUAAUCUUAACUGUCUCCGAUAUGCACUUGAAAAUGGGUGUCCGUGGGAAUUUCUAAUUUGCGCUGAGGCUGCGAAGUACGGACACCUAGAUUGUUUAAAGUAUCUGCACGAACACGAGUUUCCCUGGGACAGUUGGACCUGCACCAUAGCCGCGUACCGUGGACAACUCGAAUGUCUCAAAUACGCCCAUCAAAACGGGUGUACAUGGAACGAGUGGACGUGCUGCGCUUCCGCAGCAGGUGGAUUCAUCGAAUGUUUAAUGUAUGCACAUCAAAAUGGUUGUCAGUGGAAUGAACUCACGUUCAGCGGUGCCUUUUACUCAAAGAAUCAGGAGUGUAUGCAGUACGCAUGGGAUAACGGCUGUCCUUGUGAAGCUAUGACAUGUUCUGAGGGACCGGGAGACGAGUUCCUGGUUACUAUACCCGGAACAUUGCUGCAUUAUAAACCUUUAUAA
Rhopalosiphum maidis (corn leaf aphid) is the source of this 1127-nucleotide messenger RNA. RefSeq lists its product as uncharacterized. Gene Ontology annotation, molecular function: protein binding. NCBI's taxonomy places the organism in Eukaryota, Metazoa, Arthropoda, Insecta, Hemiptera, Aphididae. The transcript has 4 exons. The record is from RefSeq and is a predicted model, not a curated record. The coding region runs from base 240 to 1127 and encodes 295 amino acids.